GCAUGCACGAUGGCAUUUCAGUCCCGUUCCGGUCGAGGAAGAGGCUGCACGCACCAGCGGGCUAAAUUGAAUCGUUUACGAGUGUAUAAUCGUGUCAUUUAAGAGGCUGUUAUCUUGGUUCUAGCAUCGGCUUACAGAAAAAGGCAUAUAGUUGUAGUUAAUUGAGUUCGUGGGUAUUGCCCUUUAUAUUUAAAAAUCGAGCGCAUCCGAGCAGUUGAAAACACAAUGACCGGAGCCAUUGAUUUACUCCUCAGUGUUCGUGGGCAUCAGCGUGUUCCGUCGGAUACGAAAGAAUUCCACGAAGCCACGAAACGUGAUGCCUUGAUGCGUUUAAAGAAGGACCUGGACCAUCUGCUUGAGACGGUCGAUGAUUCGCGGCGGUCUGGCGUUCAAAAGGAGAUGUGUGGAUUCGAGGCGCUAUACCACCGUUUUCUGCAAGAAGAUGGUCCCUCUGUGGAAUGGGAUCGCAUCGAAAAGCUUCCAGAGGGUGCAGUUAAGGAUUACACAACUCUGAAAUUGCCACAGGAAGCGCACAUCCGGGACAUGUUGGACAAGCUGGUUGUAGUGAAGCUGAACGGUGGUCUGGGAACUUCUAUGGGAUGCCACGGACCAAAGAGCGUUAUACCGGUGCGGAAUGACUUAACCUUUCUCGAUCUCACCGUGCAGCAGAUUGAGCAUUUGAACAAAAAGUACAACGCCAACGUACCAUUGGUGUUGAUGAAUUCGUUUAACACGGACGAAGAUACGGAGAAAGUAAUUCGGAAGUACAAAGGCUUUCAGGUGCAGAUCUACACUUUUAACCAAAGCUGCUAUCCACGAAUCAGUCGAGACUCGCUUCUACCUGUAGCAAAGGAUUUCGAUAUCGAAAACGAUAUAGAAGCGUGGUAUCCUCCGGGACACGGUGAUUUUUACCAAUCAUUCCAGAAUUCAGGACUGCUCAGAAAGUUCAUCGAAGAAGGUCGCGAGUAUUGUUUCCUGUCUAACAUCGAUAAUCUGGGCGCAACCGUGGACAUAAAGAUCCUAAACCGUUUAAUUGGCGAUGAUCGACAGGGAGAUAAACCGAUCGAAUUCGUGAUGGAAGUAACGGAUAAAACGCGAGCAGAUGUAAAGGGUGGUACGCUGAUAAACUAUGAGAACAAGUUACGUCUGUUGGAAAUAGCACAAGUGCCCAAGGAGCACGUGGAUGACUUUAAGUCGGUAAAGACAUUCAAGUUCUUCAACACCAAUAACAUUUGGGCUCGCCUAGAAUGUAUUGAGCGUGUGCUAAAUGCAAAGACAAUGAACAUGGAAAUCAUCGUUAACAACAAAACGUUGGAUAAUGGUAUGCGAGUGAUCCAGCUGGAGACGGCCGUCGGAGCGGCUAUGAAGUGUUUUGACGGUGGAAUCGGUAUCAAUGUUCCACGGUCCAGGUUUUUACCUGUUAAGAAAACUUCUGACCUGCUUCUAGUGAUGUCGAAUCUUUACAGUCUAAAGUACGGCUCCCUGGUUAUGUCUCCCCAGCGUAUGUUCCCCACUACUCCUUUGGUGAAGCUUGGCGAUAAUCAUUUCAGCAAAGUGAAAGAAUUUCUAAGCCGCUUUGCAAAUAUUCCGGAUUUAAUUGAGCUGGAUCAUCUUACAGUUUCUGGGGAUGUUACAUUUGGUCGAGGUGUUUCGUUACGUGGUACGGUAAUUAUCAUUGCCAAUCAUGGUGAUCGUAUCGAUAUUCCUGCCGGUGCCAUCCUAGAAAACAAGAUCGUUUCUGGUAAUAUGCGCAUUCUGGAUCAUUAGAACACUGUGACGUGUGAGUGACCGGCCAGAAGGAUGAUACUCAGGAGCAAUAGCACAAACGUGUGCAAGGAAUGCGCAAUGUGUUUUCUUAAUGUUUGGCAAAGUUAACUAGUGGUUUGAAUAAUGGCAAUACAUAUACAUUAGGACGGAUGUAAGGCUCUCAUGUUUGGUAGAUUCUUCAAUUCAUUUUUAAGUAUCCCGUCGACGUGAGCUGCAUUCGGGAUCAGGUAGAUGAAACGUUUAAAUAGUAUAAUAUGAUGGGUUUUUAGUGGUUCAAAAUUGUUAUGCUUUAGAAGCUACUAUAAAACAUUUUCCUUUUGUAUUAUGAAUGUUUGAAUAAAUCGUGCAUAACCGUGA
Molecule: messenger RNA, 2124 nt
Organism: Anopheles nili
Lineage: Eukaryota; Metazoa; Arthropoda; Insecta; Diptera; Culicidae
Gene: UGP
Product: UTP--glucose-1-phosphate uridylyltransferase
Exons: 3
Coding region: 226-1767 (513 amino acids)
Biological process (GO): glycogen metabolic process; UDP-alpha-D-glucose metabolic process
Cellular component (GO): cytoplasm
Molecular function (GO): UTP:glucose-1-phosphate uridylyltransferase activity
Source: RefSeq, a predicted model, not a curated record